UCAGCAUUAAGUACUUAUAUAACCCAUGAAAUCCCUCUACCUAGAUUUCCUUCCCUUCCCAACCAUAUUUCGUCUUCAAUCCAGUUUGUUCGCAACCAUGACACUCAUUAAAAUCACCGUCAUCUCGGAUCCAGUUUGCCCAUGGUGCUAUAUCGGCUAUCGCCGUUUAACCAAGGCCAUCCGUCUAUACCAGAAAACCUAUCCCGAUGGAAGCCAAGAUCACAUCCGCAUCUCCUGGAAACCGUACUUUCUAGACCGCGAUGCUCCAAUGGAAAGUGUUCCCUACAUAGAGCGAAUGACCCAAAGACUCGGAGCUGAUAAAGUUCCUGCCGCAAAAGCUCGGUUGGAGCGACUAGGUGUACAAGAAGGGAUCCAUUUCAAGUUCGAAGGACGAUUCGGAAAUAGUCUACGUGCGCAUCAAGUGAUGUCGUUGAGCGAGUUGGUUAGUCGGGAAGAAGAGAAUUAUGGACGUGGGGAUCGCGAUAUCGCUACGGUUGUUGCCGAAGGCAUCUUCCGGGCUCAUUUCGAGGAUGAGCUGGAUAUCGCUGAUGUUGAAACCCUGGUGCGCAUUGCCGUGUACGCUAGUGAGGGGUACUUGGAGGAAGCGAGAGUGCGGACCUGGCUUGAGCAGGGGCAGGGAGUGGAGGAGGUUGAUGAUAUGGCGGCGAGGGCUCGUCGGGAGGGCGUUCACGGUGUGCCAUACUUUCGGAUUAGCGGAGGAGAGGAUGUUGAAGGUGGGGCGUUGACUCUAAGUGGUGCCCAGGAUGUCGAUGAGUUCUUGAAAGCUCUCAUUGCAUAUAAAACAGGAAAGGAACUGGAAUCUGCGGACCAGGAGGCAGGUCAGGCCAUGACUUCGUGUUGAGUUCAUGAGAUGCGUCAAGUGAAUAUGUACUAUUACUGAGUCAAGGAGCUCAUGCAACUAUGUACAAGUUUGGUCUGGAUACAUUCUGCUUCAUCGUCACUGUUAUAACCCUGCUUCUCUGUUCACUUUCCCUGCGGAAGGUAAACGCUCAUCUCAA
Aspergillus costaricaensis CBS 115574 is the source of this 1019-nucleotide messenger RNA. Its product is annotated as DsbA family oxidoreductase. Bases 98 to 862 code for a protein of 254 amino acids. Lineage: Eukaryota; Fungi; Ascomycota; Eurotiomycetes; Eurotiales; Aspergillaceae. The record is from RefSeq and is a predicted model, not a curated record. Gene Ontology annotation, molecular function: oxidoreductase activity. The transcript is spliced from 3 exons.